CUGUGCUCCAUAACUCAAUCCGGGUCUGUAGGUGGGAAGGAGCAGAGAGGAAACAUCAGGGUUACACAGUAGUGAAGAAGAUAUCUAGUGAGUGUGAGAAACCCAACAUCCACCCACAUGUGUCAGGAGGAUUGAGCAGGUCCCAGAGCCCCAUCACGGGCCUCCACCUCACUCACUCAUACAUGAGAGACAAAAUGACCAGAAGAUCCUGCAACUCAGCAACAAGAUCAUUCAGCUGCUGACUGGAGAGGAGGGGGACUAUAUAGAGGAACACAGGGGUCUGUACAAAGACGUGAUGAUGGAGAAUCACCGGCCCCUCACAUCACUGGAUGGGCCGAGUAACAGAGAUACCCCAGGGAGAUGUCCCCGUCCUCUGUAUUCCCAGGAUUGUACAGAGGAGAAUCACAGGAUCCCACAGGAGGAUCAGGUUGAAUGUCUGACUGAUAUUAAAAAAGAAGAUAUAGAUGAAGAAGAAGAGACGUAUGUGACUGAUAUAAAGGCAGAAGAUAUAGAGGGAGAAGAAGAGACGUAUGUGACUGAUAUAAAACCAGAAGAUAUAGAGGGAGAAGAAGAGACGUAUGUGACUGAUAUAAAGGCAGAAGAUAUAGAGGGAGAAGAAGAGACGUAUGUGACUGAUAUAAAGGCAGAAGAUAUAGAGGGAGAAGAAGAGACGUAUGUGACUGAUAUAAAGGCAGAAGAUAUAGAGGAAGAAGAAGAGACGUAUGUGACUGAUAUAAAGACAGAAGAUAUAGAGGGAGAAGAAGAGACAUAUGUGACAUAUAUAAAGGCGGGAGAUAUAGAGGAAGAAGAAGAGACGUAUGUGACUGAUAUAAAGGCAGAAGAUAUAGAGGGAGAAGAAGAGACGUAUGUGACUGAUAUAAAAGCAGAAGAUAUAGAGGGAGAAGAAGAGACGUAUGUGACUGAUAUGAAGGCAGAAGAUAUAGAGGAAGAAGAAGAGACGUAUGUGACUGAUAUAAAGACAGAAGAUAUAGAGGGAGGAGAAGAGACGUAUGUGACUGAUAUAAAGACAGAAGAUAUAGAGGGAGAAGAAGAGACGUAUGUGACUGAUAUAAAGACAGAAGAUAUAGAGGGAGAAGAAGAGACAUAUGUGACUGAUAUAAAGGCAGAAGAUAUAGAGGGAGAAGAAGAGACGUAUGUGACUGAUAUAAAGGCAGAAGAUAUAGAGGGAGAAGAAGAGACAUAUGUGACUGAUAUAAAGGCAGAAGAUAUAGAGGGAGAAGAAGAGACGUAUGUGACUGAUAUAAAGGCAGAGGAUAUAGAGGGAGAAGAAGAGACGUAUGUGACUGAUAUAAAGGCAGAAGAUAUAGAGGGAGAAGAAGAGACGUAUGUGACUGAUAUAAAGGCAGAAGAUAUAGAGGGAGAAGAAGAGACGUAUGUGAGGGGUGAUCAGCAGUGUAAAGAGGAGGAGAUCCCUACAGAUAUCAGCAUAGCAGAUGGACACACAAGCAGGAACAUCUCAGAAGGACAUCUAAUGUUAUCCCUGGAUUGUGACAUAAAAGAUAAUGACAGUAGACAGGAUUCUCCAGGAGAUAACCCCAUUACCCCAAUUAUACAUCCAGCUCUAUCAGCUGGUCCCUCUGAUCCUGGGAAAUGUUCUCCUGAUCACUCUGAUAUUGGUGCAUCUGUUACAGCACUGAGAGUAGAUACAGUGUUUCCCUGUUCUAUAGGUGCCAAAUGUUUUACACAGAACACAAAGCCUAUUACCCAUGAGCCAACUAAGGCAUGUGAGAGGCCAUUUCCAUGUUCUGAGUGUGGGAAAUGUUUUACACGGAAAUCACAUCUUGUUAAACAUCAGCAAAGUCACACAGGUGAGAGGCCAUUUCCAUGUACUGAGUGUGGGAAAUGUUUUGCAUGGAAAUCGGAUGUUGUAGUACAUCAGAGAAGUCACACAGGUGAGAAGCCAUUUUCUUGUUCUGAGUGUGGGAAAUGUUUUACCCAAAAAUCACAUCUUGUUAAACAUCAGAGAAGUCACACAGGUGAGAAUCCAUUUCCAUGUUCUGAGUGUGGGAAAUGUUUUGCACACAAUUCAGAUCUUGUUAUACAUCAGAGAAGUCACACAGGUGAGAAGCCAUUUUCUUGUUCUGAGUGUGGGAAAUGUUUUACCCAGAAAUCACAUCUUGUUACACAUCAGAGAAGUCAUACAGGUGAGAAUCCAUUUCCAUGUUCUGAGUGUGGGAAAAGUUUUGCACACAAAUCAGCUCUUGUUAGACAUAACAGAAGUCACACAGGUGAGAAGCCAUUUUCUUGCUCUGAGUGUGGGAAAUGUUGUUUAAGUAAAUCACAUCUUGUUAUACAUCACAGAAGUCACACAGGUGUGAAGCCAUUUCCUUGUUCUGAGUGUGGAAAAUGUUUUACACGAAAAUCACAUCUUGUUACACAUCAGCGAAGUCACACAGGUGAGAAGCCAUUUCCAUGUUCUGAGUGUGGGAAAUGUUUUGCACACAAAUCAGAUCUUAUUAAACAUGAGAGAAGUCACACAGGUAAGAAUCUAAUUUCUUGCUCUGAGUGUGGGAAAUGUUUUACACAGAAAUCAAAUCUUAUUACACAUCAGAGAAGUCACACAGGUGAGAAGCCAUUUCCAUGUUCUGAGUGUGGGAAAUGUUUUGCACAUAAAUCUGAUCUUAUUAAACAUAAGAGAAGUCACACAGGUGAGAAGCCGUUUUCUUGCUCUGAGUGCGGGAAAUGUUUUACACAGAAAUCACAUCUUGUUACACAUCAGCGAAGUCACAGAUGAGACGCCAUUUCCAUACUCUGAGAAAUAAAUCAGCUCUUGUUGAACACAAUAGACAUCACUCAGGUGAGAAACCAUUUUAUUCUUUUGGAGUAUACUUAUUGCCAUGCGUUGUUCUUCAAGGUUCUUAUCCUAUCUCCUAGGCUUUUUGCAAUAUACACUGCUAAGCAGAUGACCUGUCUUUUGCUCUGGGCACUGAGAACUGAGUAACAAUCCUAAAUGGUUGUCUAGCUGAGCUCCAGGGGUGGGUGAUGCCAGUUGGCUGUGACUCGGUACUGGUGAAACAGGUCCUUAUGAUAGAAGCUCACCAACAAAGGGCAGGGCUACAGCUCAGCUUUACCUACCAACCAGACUAACGCUUGUGGGUAAAGAGUUACAAAAUGCUGAUCAUGUGCGGAAUCUUGGUGUCCUGGAUGGUGGAGUGACACCAUUAGACAUCCGGUAUCAGCCAGAAUCAGAUCCUCAUAUGUGGACCAUAGCCAGACUCCAGCACUUAUUUCCCUCAGAAGAUCUACCUACAGUCAUACAUGCACUUGUAUCAUCACACAUAGACUACUGCAAUGUCCUCUACCUGGGUCUCCCAGCAAAAGAAUUGCACCGCUUGUACAGAAUGCAGCAGCCAGGCUGUUACCUAACCAACCCGUUCCUGCCACAUAACAGCCAUUCUCUGCUCCCUGCACCGGCUGCCUGUAAGAUGGUGACUCUAUUAUAUAAUCUUACUGACUCCCAAUCCUACAUGACCAGGGUCCAUGGUACCAGAAGACACUACUGUGUCCUUACUGCCCCGUUACU
Messenger RNA from Pseudophryne corroboree (corroboree frog), 3544 nucleotides. Its product is annotated as zinc finger protein ZFP2-like. Gene Ontology annotation, biological process: regulation of transcription by RNA polymerase II. The record is from RefSeq and is a predicted model, not a curated record. The transcript has 6 exons. Gene Ontology annotation, molecular function: RNA polymerase II cis-regulatory region sequence-specific DNA binding; DNA-binding transcription factor activity. The coding region runs from base 296 to 2755 and encodes 819 amino acids. NCBI's taxonomy places the organism in Eukaryota, Metazoa, Chordata, Amphibia, Anura, Myobatrachidae.